Molecule: messenger RNA, 1420 nt
Organism: Tarenaya hassleriana
Lineage: Eukaryota; Viridiplantae; Streptophyta; Magnoliopsida; Brassicales; Cleomaceae
Product: post-GPI attachment to proteins factor 3
Exons: 7
Coding region: 260-1294 (344 amino acids)
Biological process (GO): GPI anchor biosynthetic process
Cellular component (GO): endoplasmic reticulum membrane
Molecular function (GO): hydrolase activity, acting on ester bonds
Source: RefSeq, a predicted model, not a curated record
CGAAUCUCUCAGGCCUUCGCUGUCGCCUCUCUCUCUCAGUCUCGGACCCUCGAGCUUUGAAUCUAGUCUCGCCCCCCUCUCUGACUCUCGCCAUUCUCUCUCAGACUCUUGCCGCCGUUCGUUAAUUUUCGCGUUGAAGAUCUUUCCGAAGUGGCAUCUUUCCUCUCGUACUCGGAUACUUCCUCUCUUUCGUUCCCUCCAAUCCGCCAUUGUUUGGUUGUUGGAAGCUUGCCUUGUUCUGGAUUAGGUUCUCGAGAAGAUGGCAUUUCGCUGCUGGAUAGCUUUAUGUCUGGUGCUGUCAUGCUUUAUCAGUACUUCAGAUGGUAGCGCUGGUGAUGCUGACCCACAUUACAGGGCUUGUGUUGCGGAGUGUGAGGAAAGUGGUUGUGUCAGACAACAGUGCUUUCCUCACUGCAAUCUUUCAUCAAAUGGUGGCGCAUGGUACAUGCAAGAACCUCUAUACUUGCAGUGGAAAAAAUGGGGCUGCCAAGGUGAUUGCCGCUAUCACUGUAUGAUUCAUAGAGAGGAAGAAAGGGAAAUUCUUGGGCAAGUUCCAGUCAAGUAUCAUGGUAAAUGGCCCUUCAAGCGUGUCUUUGGGAUUCAGGAGCCUGCUUCUGUUGCUUUCUCUGUGCUCAAUCUAGCGAUGCAUUUCCAUGGCUGGCUUUCCUUUUUCAUCAUGCUGUACUAUAAGUUGCCUCUGAGACAGGACAAGAAGGCAUACUAUGAGUAUGCUUGUCUGUGGCAUAUCUAUGGCCUCCUGUCCAUGAACUCUUGGCUCUGGAGUGCUGUUUUCCACAGUCGGGAUGUUGAACUCACAGAGAAGGUAGACUACUCAUCCGCAGUGGCAUUGCUCGGGUUCUCUCUCAUAGUAUCCAUUUUAAGGACCUUCAAUGUACGGGACGAGGCUGCGAGGGUAAUGGUGUCUGCUCCUAUAGCAGCAUUUGCAAUCACCCACAUUCUGUACCUCAACAUCUACAAACUCGACUACGGAUGGAACAUGAUAGUGUGCGUGGUGAUAGGGGUGGCUCAGCUUCUACUGUGGGGGAGAUGGGCCUUGGUGAUGAGCCACCCGUCGAGAUGGAAGCUCGGGGUUGUAGUGAUCGGGGGAGGGAUGGCUAUGCUUCUUGAGAUCUACGACUUCCCUCCUUAUGCCGGCUUCUUCGACGCUCACUCCAUAUGGCACGCAGCCACCGUCCCCUUAACCUAUCUGUGGUGGAGCUUCAUCCGAGACGACGCCGUUUUCAGAACCUCCUCCCUCCUCAAGAACGCCAAGUCCAAGUCCAAGUCCAAGUAAAUUUACUCUUGUUUGUUUUCUUUCACUCACUCGGAACUAUCACUGAAAGCCACAAACCAAAGGCAUGGGAUAACAGGAGACUUGUGUGAUGUGAUUUUGUUACUUUAGAUUUCAUUUAAAAAAUUA